This is a messenger RNA of Bursaphelenchus okinawaensis, 621 nucleotides long. The record is from the annotation of a GenBank genome assembly. Lineage: Eukaryota; Metazoa; Nematoda; Chromadorea; Rhabditida; Aphelenchoididae.
AUGGAACGACGGAAAAGGCGGCUUGUGCUCUCCCGUAAGCAACGAGUAAACCUACAAGAACUAGAGAAGACCUACAAGUGUAAGUUUGCAACGAUGCGAAGUCUCGAGGAAAAGAGACUACGGCUCACUGAACCUCUUACCUUCCUCAAACAAGCUGUUUUCCAAAAGGAAAAUGAUGCUAACCGAGUAAAGGCAAAGAGAAAAUCAGUCAAAAGUAUCCUCAACGGUGAAAAGCAUGAGGAUACGAAUAUGGCAGUAAGUGCGAUUUGUAAGUUCUGGAAACAAAUAAUAGGGAUAGAAACAAACUAUGAACCGGACUACCAUACUGAGAGAUGGGCAAAUGAGUGUGAAACACGCAUUGAACCCCAAACCAUUGAGGCUGCUUAAGUAGGCGAGUUCUUUGACCAAGUGCUGAAGAAAUUACGCCCAUCGAAACCUGCAGGACCGGACGGGGUCCCUCCAGCCCUGUGGAAACAAUAUCCGGCCGCUACAUCGUGGUUGAAGCAAUGGGUUAUCAAGUCAGUCACUGACGGUAACUUGAAUAUCCCAAAAUGGUUCUCUUUCGGACGGGUUGUUACCAUCUAUAAAAGUGGCGACAAACCCAACACAAGCGACUACUGA